UAUUUAAAAAAUUUUUAGGAAAAAUUUCAAGGGAAGCAAUGCUUCCCAUGCUUCUAUGGAAGCUUCAUCACUGUAAUAGCAUUCAAAAAAUAAACAUAUCUGUAUGGGCUGCCUGCUUGGAUAUCACACCAGAUGAUGACCAUGUUAAAAAUCAUAUUGGGGAUAAGUUUAUUCACCACUUACUCCAUCCACAUAUCUCAACAGGUAUUCGUUAAGGCCAAACCUUGGUUUGAGGAACAAAAACCCACAACUAAUUACAGAAUUUAUAGGCUCAUGAAGAAACCCUUAAUUGUUAACAAAGACGAUAAUGUAAAUAUGAGGUUCGAAGAUAUAUUCCAAAAAUAUAUGGACCCUUCAAUUAUGGAAUAUCCGAUAUACAGAAAGGCAAUAAUGAACAAGAUUAAUACUAUCUAUAAACUAUUCAAUCAAGAAGACCCUCAAUAUAUCCAUUAUGUUAAGGCUCGAAAUUAUCGCGAAGGUUAUGAUUAUAAGCCCAUCCUCUCGAAACGAAUAUUUGGACUGGAAAUACCGGAUAUGCUAAGUCAGGAAAAAGUCUAUGGUCAAUCCUUUUUGAACUCUGAUAACAAUAUAAAAAGCUUACAAAAUUUGAUGGAGCAAAUGCUUCAGAAAGGAUAAUUAAUUACUCAAUAUUGUCGUUACUUUU
This is a messenger RNA of Gordionus sp. m RMFG-2023, 664 nucleotides long. RefSeq lists its product as uncharacterized. The transcript has 5 exons. The record is from RefSeq and is a predicted model, not a curated record. The coding region runs from base 133 to 636 and encodes 167 amino acids. NCBI's taxonomy places the organism in Eukaryota, Metazoa, Nematomorpha, Gordioida, Chordodea, Parachordodidae.